ACGGACCUCCCCCCUCCGCGCGCACCAUGGCGCCGAACCUCAGGAUGAUGGGCCUGACGCUGUCGCUGGCGAUCGCCACGCGCUCCGUGCUGGACGCGGACAACUCCCUGCACACGGGCAUCGUGCGCGGGCUCUACGGCCUCUCACAGCUCUUCUGCUACGCCGUCAUGCUGUACCUGUACAUCAAGGCGAAGAACAACACGGAGCCUGGUGUCGUGACGGUGAAGGAGGACCUGGGCUUCGGCCAGACGGGCGAGCGUGACGAGAAGAUCACGGUGGCGGAGCACGACCAGCGCAUGGUCUGGAAGGAGCUGCAGCGCUACGCUCUGGGCACGGUGGUAACGGUGUUGAUCCACUGGAAGUGGGGCUUCUUCCCGCCGCUCGUGAUCCAGACCAUCACGCAGCCGUUCAACCUGUUCCAGGCGCCGAUCGUCAAGGUGACGCUGCUCGGUGAGAAGGCGUGGGGCGAGCUGCGCCGCCCGUGGGUGGACCGCAACGAUAUGAGCAAGUCCAUCAACUCGUGGAACGACACCAUCAUGUCGGCGCUGGGUGAGCCCCCCGUCAAGGUCAACAAGAAGGCCAGCAAGAAGGCCGCCAAGCGCAAAAACAAGUAG
Messenger RNA from Phytophthora sojae, 614 nucleotides. RefSeq lists its product as hypothetical. The transcript is spliced from 4 exons. NCBI's taxonomy places the organism in Eukaryota, Oomycota, Peronosporomycetes, Peronosporales, Peronosporaceae. Gene Ontology annotation, biological process: protein targeting to ER. The record is from RefSeq and is a predicted model, not a curated record. Gene Ontology annotation, cellular component: mitochondrion; endoplasmic reticulum. The coding region runs from base 27 to 614 and encodes 195 amino acids.